This is a messenger RNA of Jatropha curcas, 1135 nucleotides long. Its product is annotated as B3 domain-containing transcription factor VRN1. The record is from RefSeq and is a predicted model, not a curated record. NCBI's taxonomy places the organism in Eukaryota, Viridiplantae, Streptophyta, Magnoliopsida, Malpighiales, Euphorbiaceae. Gene Ontology annotation, molecular function: DNA binding.
UCAAAUUGAAAAGGCAGAGAGGCCAUAAAACUCUGUAAGAGUUGCAGAAUUGGUAAUGGCUCGCCAGCCAUCAGAUGGACAGAGAAGAAGGCCUGGCCGACCACCAAAGGAAUGGAGAGAAGGACCUUGCCAGGAGUCAAAAGCUCCGGCAGUGGAGAGCCCACCUGGCCACCAUUUCUUUAGAGUAAUCCUUCAAAAGAUAAUUGAAGACAAGAAACUGAGGAUUCCCUUAAGGCUAGUUAACAGAUCAGUAGGAUCAGCUCAACUUUCUGAUAUGGCAAGACUUUGUGUUCUAAUGGAAAUGAAUGGCAAGUAAAGGUAAACAAUGAUGGAGAAUACAUUUGGUUUAUUGAUGGAUGGUCCAAAUUUGUGAAGGAAAAUUCAUUCGCAAUCACUAUCUUUUAAGUUUUGAAUACAAGGGAAACUCUCGUUUUAAUGUUAUUAUCUUUGAUCCGUCUAAUUCUGAGAUAACUGAGUAUGGAAAAAAUGAAGAAGAAACCAGGCAUGAAAAUCAGGAGACAGAAUGUGAUGAUUUUGGAGAGGAAACAAAAUUGUAUCAAACAAAAGGGACUGAAAUACCCAGUACAUGCAAGAACGACAAUAAUAAAAGGAAGGUGGAAGUCUUUUGCUGUUUGCAAUACCGGAGAUUAUCUGAAAUGAAAUCACUGUCUAAAGGUAGCAAGAAAGCAAUUCUUGCUGCUGAUUUGUUUGAGCCCACAUAUCCUGCUUUUAAGGUUCUCUUGCGACCAUAUAAUUUUACACCCGGUGCUUCGUAUGUGCCAAGUAGUUUCGUCGAAAGGUACAUGAAGAGGGUUCAUGAAGAAGUUAGACUGGAGUCUCCGGAUGGAAAGAGAUGGAGCGUUCGGGUCACUGACAAUGGUUAUGGUUUGAAUUUCAGUUACGGAUGGAAAAGCUUUUCCAAUUAUAUUAACUUGAAAGAUGGAGAUGUUGUUAUUUUUCAAAUGAUCAAUUCCAAGGACUUUUUGCUCAAAAUCAAAGUAUUUCGAUCUUGAAUGGUGCUAAUUAGUUACUGGCUUAACUAAGUUUGAUAAUGUUGUUGUUGGAAUUGCUUGUUAUACUUUGACAUGAUUGUACAUUGCUAGAUGUAAUUUAAUUCUGCAAAAGUUUUUUUGUA